Molecule: messenger RNA, 2829 nt
Organism: Sinocyclocheilus grahami
Lineage: Eukaryota; Metazoa; Chordata; Actinopteri; Cypriniformes; Cyprinidae
Product: oxidative stress-induced growth inhibitor 2-like
Exons: 6
Coding region: 195-1739 (514 amino acids)
Biological process (GO): negative regulation of cell growth
Molecular function (GO): growth factor activity
Source: RefSeq, a predicted model, not a curated record
CGAGUAUCGUGGGGCUGUAACGGUGUGGCAUCUCGCUUUACAGCCAACACAUCGGGGACAAGCUGCUUGUGUAUUUUAACUUUUAAUUUAAAAUAUCAACAGAGCCGCUCUACUUCAACAUUCAAGGCUUUGCUGUCUUAGGUGAACUGCGAGUUAUUCGGAUCUCGGGGAAUUUGCAUGACAGGUGAGCCACCAUGGAGCUGCACAACAAAGACACAUUUUCUGAGGAUAUCCUGCCGGUUGUCAUUGUUGGUAAUGGACCAUCAGGGAUUUGUCUCUCUUAUUUGCUGUCGGGAUACACGCCUUACUUUUCCCCCGAUGGCUUCCAUCCCAACCCAGUUUUGCAUAACAAGCUGACAGAGAACCCUCUUUUGUCUUUGUUUGACCAGGAUCUGGAGUACCUGUGUGAGGGUGUAGAGGGCCGUUCGUCAAACCCUGUGGCUGUGCUCUUCGAUGCCCUCCUCCUUCCAGAUGGUGACUUUGGGGUGGAUUGCGCCUCCCCGCUGAUAUGGAGACAUGAGCCGGAAAGGGCCACACACCACCUUGUACUGGGAAAGGGACCACCUGGAGGGGCCUGGCAUGCGAUGGAGGGCUCAAUGCUGACACUCAGCUUGGCUAACUGGAUGGAACUUCCUGGUUUGAAGCUGAAGGAAUGGAUGAGAGAUAAACGAAGAAAUUUACGCAAUGACCGGGCCACACCAGCUGAGAUUGCGUCGUACUAUCAGCACUAUGUGACUAAAAUGGAUCUGGAGAAGAGCUUUGCUUGUGGCACCACCGUGACCUCAGUGUCUCGGGAUUCCCUUGAAUCUGGCUGCUCCGUUUGGAAGAUCCAAGGCCUCCAGAGAAGAGCAAGUAGUGGUGAAGGAAAUGAAGUAAUUGAAGUCCCUUUCUCAGUCUAUGCAGAGAACGUGGUGCUUGCCACAGGAACCCACGACAUCCCAGCCCGUCUCGGCGUGGAUGGUGAAAACCUUCCCUUCGUUUGCCACAGCUUCUGGGAGCUGGAGGCUGCCAUUUCCUCAGGCCGUUUGGACCGUGCUUCAGAGCCGGUUCUUGUGGUUGGUGCUGGGUUGACGGCGGCGGAUGCAGUUCUCGCUGCACAUCACUUGAACACACCUGUAUAUCAUGCCUUUAGGCGACCUGUGAGUGAUCCGGCACUCAUCUUCAACCAACUGCCCAAGCUCCUCUACCCUGAGUACCACAAAGUGCACCAAAUGAUGAGCCAACCGCAGCACAAAGUGGAUGAGUCGGUGGUUUAUCUGUCCAACCAACCUCUUUCUUCACCUGCUGAUGGCACCAGCCCGUAUACCUGUUACCCUGGUUACCUCAGUUUCCCAAAGCAUCAUGUAGCUGCCUUCAGACCUGAUGGCAAGUGCGUGCUAGAGGAUGAGAGAGGGCUACAGACAGUGCUGCAAGUCUCAAUGGCGCUCGUUUUGAUUGGUGCCUAUCCCAACCUGUCAUUCCUCCAAGAACAUGGUCGCCCACUGGCGGUGGACUCAGAAGAGCCAAUCAGUUGUCGGCGUAACCCACUAGACGUGGAUCCAUACAAGUAUGAGUGCGUGAAGGAGCCAGGGAUGUAUGCCAUGGGUCCACUGGUGGGUGAGAACUUUGUGCGGUUCCUGAAAGGCGGAGCUUUGGCCAUAGUGUGUGACAUCGCCCGAAAACGAAGUAAAAAACGACAAGAGAAAUGCACAACAAGCUCAUUGAAUAUUCAGCUGACCAACUGCACAUUGGAAGCAUGAAAAGACUUUGACUUUAAAGGGGUGAAAAGAGAUUUUUGAUAUAUAGCUAUCUGGUACUUCCAGAAUCCUUCAGAAACGCCACAUUACAUGGCAGAAAAUGCUCAGUGGUUCUGCUCCGACUGACACAGAGGAACCAGUUGUUGAAUGGUUCCUGACUGUUCCGGCCUCCCACUGCAAGUGCUUGCAUGUAGACGUGCAAAUGCACUGACACAGAUCUUUGUUGUUAAUGGCUAACUAACUCGCCUCUAAACAUUCAUCUGAGUUUAUAGACACGGGGUGCUUUAACACUUCAGGGAUUUUGUUCAUGGCUGCUCACUCGAAACACUACUCAUGUUCUCACAGCAAUCAUGUUCUGUUGUGCCAAAUUAUUAACAUUUGUAAUCUCCGUGUUUUCAAAUCUAAAAUUUCCUUCAUGCAAGGAAAACACAAAACUAAUCUUUGCCAAGGAAAUGAUGCUGUUGUAUCAGUGUUUGUACUAACACUCUUACUGUCCUCUUUAAUGAAUGUAUAAAUCAGUGGACCGAAAAAAAGAUCAUUAUAGCAUUUCAACUUUUUGUCUUCCGUACAUUGCCUUCCCAAGUAAAGCAUACAGUUGUAGUGAAUCCAUUGGUUAUACCAGCAAACCAGACUUGAGUGUCUAGAAUUGGGGCUCUUAAUAAGACGUCCUUGUUUCAUGCUGCUGUUACUAACCAAAGCCAAACCUCAGAGAGGUCAGGCUGCACUUACAAAACUGACCACAAGAGGGCCUUUGCACACCCGUGAUGAAAGCUAGCAACAUUGCAUGAGACAUGAUGAUCCAUCAGGACAUUAUUUGAAUGAAUGAUUAAUCCUAUAUAAGCUUAUUUAUCUGUCAUGGGCCAAAUAUAUGGCCUCGAUGACCUUUUGAUGCAAUGAGUAAACUGUACAUUUAUUUUAAAUUUUAUAAAAUUUAAAUGCAAAUCAAAUGCAUAUCUUGUUCCUUUAUGAAAAAUGAUUUUAGAUUCAACGAAUAUGAUAUGAAAUAUUUUUUUUAUUUAAUCUAAAAAUGAAUUCUGCUAUAUUACUUGCAUGUACGUUAUGAUCCCUGGCAGCUCCGAUUAAACACGUUUGU